This is a messenger RNA of Betta splendens (Siamese fighting fish), 3187 nucleotides long. RefSeq lists its product as uncharacterized. The transcript has 4 exons. The coding region runs from base 51 to 2063 and encodes 670 amino acids. NCBI's taxonomy places the organism in Eukaryota, Metazoa, Chordata, Actinopteri, Anabantiformes, Osphronemidae. The record is from RefSeq and is a predicted model, not a curated record. Gene Ontology annotation, molecular function: GTP binding.
UAAAAGCAGCCAGGACAAAGUCUUCAGUAUCUGCACUGCUCUUGUUAGGAAUGGAUGAAGCCUUUAACAACCUAAAUAUGUCCAGCAAAGCAGAAUUUUCUAUCUACACAGGAUUUAUCACAAAUAAUGAGGAGCUGAAGAUUGUGAUGGUUGGAAAGACUGGAGUCGGAAAAAGUGCCAGUGCAAACUUGAUCCUGGGUCGAGAUGCUUUUGAGUCAAAGCUUUCUGCUAAAUCUAUGACUACAGAGUGUAAAAAGGUAAAAGGUUUGGUGAAUGGACAGAAGGUUGCUCUCAUUGACACCCCAGGUCUGUUUGACACCAGAUACGAUGAUGAGAGAACCAUCAAAGAUCUGAGUCAGUGCAUCUCCUAUGCGUCUCCUGGACCCCAUGUCUUCCUGGUGAUCAUCAGGUUGGCAAGAUUCACUGAUGAGGAAAAGAAGACAGUUCAGAUGAUUCAAAGAGUCUUUGGUGAAGCUGCAGACCAGUACAGUAUGGUUCUCUUUACUGGUGGGGAUGAACUUACAGAACCCAUUGAAGAUUUCCUGGAUGACUGUUCAAACCUUCAAGAACUUGUGGCCAGAUGUAACAACCAGUAUCAUGUCUUCAAUAACAAGAAUAAAGAUGAUCGCUCUCAGGUCGAUGAGCUGCUGCAGAAGAUCAGGAACAUAGUGGAGAAAAAUGGAGGAAGUCAUUACACCAACGAGAUGUUCCAAGAGGCCGAGAGAGCAAUAGAGGAGGAGAAACAACGUAUCCUGAAAGAGCAGGAAGAGGAAACACGCAGAAAACAAGAAGAAAUUAAGAAAAAAGUGGAAAAAGAAUAUGAGGAAAAGAUGAAAAUAAAAGGAGAAGAGAUGCAGAGAGCUAUUCAUGCAGAACAACAACGAGCAAGGCAAGAGCAGGAAAGGGAGGCCAGAAGAAGAGCUGAAGAACAACACCGCAGGAAAUCUCCCUGUGUAAUCCUGUCUGCAGUCACUGAACACACACAAACCGCUGCCUCCUACAGUAGGUUAACGGUUGGAACAUUCUACUCAGUAGUAGGAACCGGUUUGCUUUCACUUUCGUUGAACAGAGUAGAGGGAGUGGUUCUGGCUAAAGUGGUGUAUAAACCUAUCAGUUUCAGUAUCCAACUAAAAGCAGCCAGGACAGUGUCUUCAGUAUCUGCACUGCUCUUGUUAGAAAUGGACGAAGCCUCUAACAACCUAAAUAUGUCCAGCGAAGCAGGACUUAUCACAAAUAAUGAGGAGCUGAGGAUUGUGAUGGUUGGAAAGAUUGGAGUCGGAAAAAGUGCCAGCGCAAACUUGAUCCUGGGUCGAGAGGCGUUUGAGUCAAAGCUUUCUGCUAAAUCUAUGACUAAAGAGUGUAAAAAGGUAAAAGGUUUGGUGAAUGGACAGAAGGUUGCUCUCAUUGACACCCCAGGUCUGUUUGACACCAGAAACGAUGAGAAGAAAACAAUCAAAGAUCUGAGUCAGUGCAUCUCCUAUGCGUCUCCUGGACCCCAUGUCUUCCUGGUGAUCAUCAGGUUGGCAAGAUUCACUGAUGAGGAAAAGAAGACAGUUGAGAAGAUUCAAAGAGUCUUUGGUGAAGCUGCAGACCAGUACAGUAUGGUUCUCUUUACUGGUGGGGAUGAACUUACAGAACCCAUUGAAGAUUUCCUGGAUGACCGUUCAGACCUUCAAGAACUUGUGGCCAGAUGUAACAACCAGUAUCAUGUCUUCAAUAACAAGAAUAAAGAUGAUCGCUCUCAGGUCGAUGAGCUGCUGCAGAAGAUCAGGAACAUAGUGGAGAAAAACGGAGGAAGUCAUUACACCAACGAGAUGUUCCAAGAGGCCGAGAGAGCAAUAGAGGAGGAGAAACAACGUAUCCUGAAAGAGCAGGAAGAGGAAACACGCAGAAAACAAGAAGAAAUUAGGAAAAAGGUGGAAAAAGAAUAUGAGGAAAAGAUGAAAAUAAAAGGAGAAGAGAUGCAGAGGGCUAUUCAUGCAGAACAACAACAACUGAGGGAAGAACUGGAAAGGGAGUUCAGAAGAGACGUUGAAAUGCGUCAUAGCUGUGUAAUUCAGUAACACAUUUAGUGCACAUGUAAAAACAUCCAGUAGAUGGAUUUAAAUGAUGAGUUAUUUGUGGGUGGGGGGUUGCAAAUACAUUGUAUGAGAGCAUUGAGGUUAAGUGUCAAAUGAUUUUGUAGCUCACCAUAAAAAGGUUCCUGUAAAUGAUGUUGUAACAUGUCAUCUAGAACUCAGAGACUGUUUGUGUCCUGCAUUUAAUAAUCCUAACAGAAUGUUCUGUGCUGUACAACAUUGAAACAUACAGUAACAGGGAGCUGGGUUAGUUACAUGUAGCUUAGGGAAACAGCUAAAAUGCUACUGUUCAAUAUUCUGAUUGUUCUGACUCAAAGUGAAUGUUACUGGUGAUUAAUGUAAAUGUUUGACUGUGAUCCUGUGAACGUUAUGUGUAGAUUCAAAGAACUGCUGUCAUUUCUUGAACACAUGAAUGAACAACAAGGUUUCAGCUCAGAUAAUGAACAAGGACCAGCAGAGAAACUACAUAACCAAGUUUACUUCUGAAUUGUGGUUCUCUGAACAAAAUUAAAAGCAUGGCCACUGGAGGGCAGCAGAUUACAGAUAAACCUUAAACAUUCAGACAACCUUCACGUAGUCCUCUUUGUGUCCAUCUAGUGGCUGUAAGUCCAGUAUUCAGUAUUUCUCUAUCAGACAACACUGACCUGUGCUGGACUUUCUAAAUGCAGAGUAAGCUUUAUUAAGCAAACUAACAAUAUAAUCCCAUAAUCCACUGCUGUAAGUAAAUCAUUGUCAAAUUCAACCUUGUAACUUGCACAUGAUGCAACUUAUGCUAACAAUGCUUACAUUAUUUUUAUCCUGAUUCUCCAAUUCACAGCAGUUGGAUUGCGAUUUUUGGUAUGGCCAUGGUUGUCAGUGGAGCUGCUGAUCAGGUUGUCUGAUAGCCAAGGCCUGUGAGCAGAGCCAUCCAGACCUCUUGAUGAUCAUGAUGAUAUUAUUACCAUUAUUAUUUAAAAGCGCAUGUAUGCUUUAUUUACUUAAUCAUGAACAAGACGUGCAUUUGACAGUAAACUGAAUCUGAUGUAGCUCCUCUGUACAAGCAGCCCUGCUGUUGGUCAUUAUGUAAAGGUCUGCUUUUUCACAUCCCAAAUAAAAAAUGCCUUCAGGUU